Messenger RNA from Nipponia nippon (crested ibis), 552 nucleotides. The record is from RefSeq and is a predicted model, not a curated record. Lineage: Eukaryota; Metazoa; Chordata; Aves; Pelecaniformes; Threskiornithidae.
AUGCAGCAGAGUAUGGAGAAAUUGGGUGCAGAUUCACUCUACAGAAAUAGUUUCAGCCUCAGUGAUGAAAAGCUUAACUCUCCAACAGCAUCUACUCCAAGCUUGCCAUCUCCAUCAGUAACUCCAUGUAAAGCAAAGCUUGGAGACACAAAAGAACUGGAAGACUUCAUUGCUGAUCUUGACAGGACACUAGCAAGUAUGUGAAAUGAAUCUUUGGCAUUGUGCUUGCCUAUGAAUGUCCUCUGAAGGAUAAGUGACAUCAGUCACUGAACUGCUGCCCUUGUCUGAUAACUUUCCUACCCCAGAUAUUCACCUUCUGAACAUAACCUUUGUAAACUCCUACAAGUAUUUAACUGGCAACAUCAGUUUUGUUACUUUGCAGCAGAUGGAAUAGGAUAACUUAAGUGUUACAGCUGUAUUUUGCUUUAAAAUAUAGCUUGAAUUUUAAUUUAAAGUUGCUUUUAUGAAAAUAUAUUUGUAAUUUUAUAUAGUGGAGAACUUUUAAUGCUUUUUUCCAUUAUAAUAUAUUUUUGUAUGCAAAUAAACCCUGAA